Rotaria socialis is the source of this 222-nucleotide messenger RNA. The record is from the annotation of a GenBank genome assembly. NCBI's taxonomy places the organism in Eukaryota, Metazoa, Rotifera, Eurotatoria, Philodinida, Philodinidae.
AUGAGACAAACACUUUUCGGUCGUUAUAAUCGUAGUUCAACAUGUGCAUGUGCCAAUGCAAUUAACUAUUUUGAACCAAUUACUGGUCAUACGUGUCAAACCUACAUUGAUUAUGGUUUCUGUAAUGGAACAAGCAUUGUCUCCGCUUCUCAUGUCAAUGUACCUCUAGCGCAAGAAGGCUGUUGUGCAUGUGGUAAAGGAAGGACAGAGUCGGCUGGAUAA